This is a messenger RNA of Ochotona princeps (American pika), 726 nucleotides long. RefSeq names its product adenine nucleotide translocase lysine methyltransferase (gene ANTKMT). Gene Ontology annotation, biological process: regulation of mitochondrial ATP synthesis coupled proton transport; positive regulation of proton-transporting ATP synthase activity, rotational mechanism; peptidyl-lysine trimethylation. Lineage: Eukaryota; Metazoa; Chordata; Mammalia; Lagomorpha; Ochotonidae. Gene Ontology annotation, molecular function: protein-lysine N-methyltransferase activity. The transcript is spliced from 5 exons. Gene Ontology annotation, cellular component: mitochondrion. Bases 26 to 706 code for a protein of 226 amino acids. The record is from RefSeq and is a predicted model, not a curated record.
CCCGCUUCCGCAGCGUCCCGCGGCCAUGGAGCCGGACGAGCCGGACGAGAUGCUGGCGGAGCUGUGGGAGCGCCGGCCGGGGCCGCUGGGUCUGCUGCAGGCGGCGGCCGGCUCGGGCCUGGUGGCCUACGCCGCGUGGGCGCUGCUGCUGCAGCCCGGCUUCCGCCGCGUGCCGCUGCGCCUGCAGGUUCCGUUCGCGGGCGCGAGCGCGCGCCAGGUGGAGCACGUGCUGGCGCUGCUGCGGGGCCGUCCGGGCAAGACGGUGGACCUGGGCUCGGGCGACGGCCGCAUCGUGCUGGCGGCGCACCGCUGCGGCCUGCGCCCGGCCGUGGGUUACGAACUGAACCCGUGGCUGCUGGCGCUGGCGCGGUUCCACGCGUGGAGAGCAGGCUGUGCAGGCGCCGUGUGCUACCAGAGCCAGGACCUCUGGAAGGUGAGCCUGAGGGAUUGCCGCAACGUGUCCGUGUUCCUGGCCCCGAGUGUACUGGCACUGCUGGAAAACAAGCUGGAGGCCGAGCUGCCUGCUGGGGCCCGGGUGGUGUCCGGACGCUUCCCCCUUCCCACCUGGCAACCGGUGACCGUCGUGGGUGAAGGGCUUGACCGAGUGUGGGCCUACGACAUCCCCGCUGCUGGCAGUGGGCGCACGAGGGAGCCCAUCCUGGCCAUCCCCACAGCAGGCCCUGCCCCUGGGUCUCAGCCCGCCUGACCAUCUGGGUGGAAUAAAGA